AAGCUUAAGCGGAACAGCCACAAGUGGCCGUUGAUGUGGGAAAGUUGAGGACGGAAGUGACAAUACAUGCUUCCGGUUGGCUCCGGAUCUUCUCUCUGAGUUUUGUCGGCCUGCGCUGAACCAUCUUGGGCGCUAACGUUAUGGAUGUGAAGAACUCUGGCAUGGUUACCCCCAAAAGAACUGUCUUAUCUGUCAGUGCAAGAAAAAUUAAGGAUAAUGCAGCAGACUGGCACAACUUAUUAUCAAAAUGGGAGACUCUCAACAACAUGGGGUUUUCUAUUGCAAACAAAAUAGGAAACAUCAAAAUCAGUGUGCUUACUGAAGACAAGCUAGAACUAGAAUGCAACAGCAUGGCUUCUGGCUUUCAUUUUCAAAAAGUAUAUCCAAAAUAUAAUGAGGAGCUUGAGAUGUUGUGCAAGGAACUCCAUGACACCUUGGAAAACUUGGCUAAAAUACAGAUGAAAAUGGAAAAGUUAACAUCAACCACUAAAGGAAUUUGCAACCUAGAAAAUUACCAUCGUGGAAAUGCAAAUGAUCAAACACCCCUUUUCCAUACAUGGCCCACAACCUACUUCUCUGCUGUCUUUGGUUGCUGCAGCCCAUCCUGCUUGCUCCUAGCUCUGUUCCUGCUCCUGUUCUGGCUUUGGCCCCAGCCCCGACAUCAUUCCUGCUGGUAGCUGCCACUGUAUCUUCAGAACUUACAAACUUGGAGCAUACUUCUCAGGGCAACUGGUAAUAACUGGGGUAUAUUUUCCUUAUGCAGCGAUUAGUCUCCUAACAUCCUCUCCACGUGGCUGGAGAACCAAACUGCUCCCUAGCAUUUUUCCUCAGGGGAAAGGGGAAGGGAAGAAGUUUUUAGUCUUCCAAACAGAAAGUAAAAAUUACAAGCAUGGCAUACUCUAUGAAAAAGCAGUACUUUGCCUAUUUCAAACAGCUUCUGCCACUCAUGAGUGCACUGAUCCUUUCACUUAUCUCGCCUGAGAUUUAGGGGAGAAAUUCAUCUCCCUACAACCCUUUGUCAUUUGGGCCUGCCCAGUCUCUAAGAUUUAUCCAAUUUGGGAUUCUUCAAACCCAUGUUCUCCCUCAGUAUGAGAGAUCCCAGGGAAGGAACUUAAGAGACUGGAAGUGAAAAUUUUAAGCCUUUUCACACUCCAUUGUUUUAUGGAAGUUUCUGUAUUUUAUUGUAUUUUUCUGAUUGCUUUAAGAUUUAAUUUUGUUAUUUUAAGUUGAUAUAUUAAUGUAUUCAGUACCAUUCUGUUCCACUGAAUCAGUUUAAUCUACUGUGUUUUAACUAUUAGAUAUAUUCUGUUACUUUUCCCCUAUAAUUACUGAACAAAAUAUUGUAAAAGCCUAUUUAAAAAAACAGCUUUUUUCUUCCAUUUUGGCUUUGUAAAUUGUCACAUAGAUAAUAGAUGGACUUCAUCAAAAUUGGUUACAAUUUUAUAACAACCUUUGGAAAAUUUAAUGAGCUAAAUAUCUCAAAUUUAUUUUAAAGGAUCUUAAAACAUAAAUUUUAAGAUUUUUAUUUAACAACUCUGACUGUCAUUUUGUCUGCCUCUGAAUUAUUUGUAACAAGAGGUAAAGGAUCCAUUUUAGUACCUGAAGUGAAGUACAAUUAUAAUCCCCACCUCCCGCCAUUUGGAAAAAUGUGAAUGGAUGGUACAUAACAGUCUCAUACCAAAGGAUCUGGGAAGUUGAUCCCAGGGCAUGGUACUCCUGAAUGGCUCCCAAGAGGGAGCAUCUCUCAUUUGUAACUCUUCAGUUUAAAUUAUUUCCACCAGAACAAUCUAGAUUUCUUAGUAAUAGUCUAGAUCCAAAUAAGUUUUACUUUUGUUUAAAAAUAUCUCAACCAAGGUUGAAAGAUUUACUACACCUGAAAAACCUGUGACAAGUAUCCAUUAGCUUUUAAUGUCAUACAGCAGACUCCUGUAAAAUAUGAGUAGGUUUGUUUGCUAUUGUCAUUAAGUGGGCUAUUAUAACUUUGAGGAUUUUGAUACUUCUUGAAUGUGCAUUACCUGUUGUACUAUUGUUCCUUAUAAAAACUGUUAGUUUAUAAACAGUGGAUCAUGGCCAAGUUUGAAAAGGAAAUGGAUCUCAUUUGGAGGUGAGAAACCUUCUAUUCUACCUUUCCCUAGCUGACAAAGUGUGUCAAUGAUUGUAGGCUAUAUAUUUUUGAUUUUUAAAACUUUUUUAUUAUUGUUUUGAUUGCAUGUGCAAUAUACUAUUUCAGUUUUAUUUUUUUCCCUCCUUUUUGUAUUUGAAGCACAUGGCAACAGUAUUAAGAUUUUUUCUUUAACUUUAUGGUCAAAGAGGCCAAACCAAUACGAUGUGGAUUGAUGACAUUCUGUGCAAAGAGCGCAAGGACUUAAUCAUGUGUGAGACUUGAGGCUGUUUAACGUGUGUUAAAUGCAGGUCUUCCUUGUACCACACACUCUAUAUAAAAUAUAUGACAUCGAUUAUUCUGGCUCCAUCCUGGCUCCCAUUUGCUCCUAUGAUCUAGUCCUUUUAUUCUCUCUUAUAAUACAAAAACUUCCUAUAGUCUUGGCUGCAAAUAGGUAAGUGAAAUAUUACUGCAUUUUUUCCUACAGAUUUAUGGGAUAGAAAUUACUUUAAUUGGGCCCUGAUUCAAGGGCUUGUUAUAAAUUUAUUCUUCUCUUAUUUUGAAUUUUUACACUUAAGACUUUGAAUAGUCUAUAUUUCAUCCUGAAGUUAUCUUUUUCUCUCUUUUUUUAUGUUUUUGAUUUCUCUUGCCAAUUGAGUCAUAUACCUCAUAACUCAGCCAUGCAUCCCUAAGUAAUCCCUGUGUUUUUCAAUCACCCUCUUCAGGGGGAAAUGUAUUAUUAUUCUAAAAUUCAAAGUUUAAAUUCUUUUUGAGAAUAAUUUUAGUAGCAUGCUACCUGUCCGAAUGCAGAAAGUGAACCAUGAAGAUGCCUACACAGAAAACAUGCUGUACCAGAAGAUCCAGAGUGAACUUUGGGAUGUGGUGAUUUGGUUUUGUAUAUAUAUUCUUAUGCCGAAGGGGACAGCCCCCCUAACUGGCUUUUUGUCAAUGCGCCUAACAAUCAUUGGUUUUGUACUCUUUUCCUUUUAUCCCAAAUUAUUGUUAUUUUAAGGUUGAUUAUGUUUACAAGAUCCAUUGGAGAGACUAGUCUUCCAUGGAUCUCGGGGAGAAUGUAUAAUUGAAAAUCUUACCCUAAAAAAGAACAUUUCCUGGGAACCCACUGACUUCCUGUCAUUACGUACCUCCUGUAGACAGAGUAUAUUUUAGCGAGUGAGUGGUCAUCUUGGGCCUCUUUCUUGGACUUGCAGCCAGCAUGGUGGCAGUGGUAAACUAAGCUCUAGGAUUUUAAAUGGGCUAAUCAGCCAUGAGCACAUGGUCUUUAUUUUGUAACCUUUUUAUUCCUUGAUUUCUAAUGAUCAUUAAUAAAUCUCCUAAAAUA
This is a messenger RNA of Monodelphis domestica (gray short-tailed opossum), 3440 nucleotides long. It is a transcript of the gene CINP, whose product is annotated as cyclin dependent kinase 2 interacting protein. The record is from RefSeq and is a predicted model, not a curated record. Lineage: Eukaryota; Metazoa; Chordata; Mammalia; Didelphimorphia; Didelphidae.